AUGGCUCCUCCGCCAUUGAAGCGCCAGAAGACGAAUCCGGCCGAAGAAUCCCGACCACAGCCCACGCCCCAAGAACAGGCUCAGCAGGCUGCCAACGUUCCUCUGCCUCCAGAUACGCCUCCGGUCCCAACCUCAACUGCCAGCGAAGAGAAGCGAUCGUCAUGGCUGGCGCGAACGUGGCCGCGCAAAGCUCCCCCACUGACUCAAACACAUCGUGAGAGUGUAUCCUCUGCCUCUAGCAACAGCCCCUCGACAAUUAAACCUGCCGGUCAAGAGAGCAUCUCGCCUACCCGGGAACGAACGAAAACCCAGAGGUCGCCAUCAUUAGCGAUGACACUGGGGAAAUCCACCUCCAACCGGUCUCUACCGAUUAAUGCCACGACGACGAUUGUCAAUGCCACCUCGGGAGCUGCAGCGACUCCAGGAAGGGCCCAUCCACAAUCAGGGUUGUCUUCACAGGCAAAGGAUGACGCGACAGUGGGCAAGCAAGCGGGCAAAGACGACCAAAGGCCGGAGAAGACAGAUGAUACCUCCACGCACCCCCUGCUGGGAGGAACCCCGACUCCGGAACCUUCACAGCCAGACACUGCCCACCAGACCUUUCCCGAAUCGCAGAGUAUGUGGCUAAGCUGGCUACCUGGUAAGAAGGACGGAGUAGCAGUCAAGCCUACGGAAACACAGGGACCUCCAGUCCAACCAAAACCCGACGAAGCGUCGGAAGUGCCCCCAGGAAACGGACCGGCCCCAGAUCCCGCCGCACCGCAGCCCGAGAUGGCCGAACAGCCUCAGCAAUCCUCUGUAAGUGCGACGAACAAGAGGAGUUGGUAUCAAAUGUGGAGCAGUAGUGAUCCACCAGCUGAAGUCCCUAAGCAAGAAGAGCCGGCAUCGAAGCCAGGUCAAAGCAGUUCGACAGGACCAGUCGAAACUGCAAAGGCAGCGACCGGACCCACGAAGCAUCUGGACAUACUCCCUCCAAGCACGCCCAAGGCCAAAGAUGGUUCCCAAGCGUCUUCACUGGAGACUUCACCUCCUCCACCUCUGCACGGCGAUGGUUCCAAGUCAGGGUGGGUGUUUUGGUCUCGAGAAAAGAAGCGCCCGGAGUCAAUUAAGUCUGAAAGUGAGCCUCGCGUGGGCGAGAUAGCCAUCUCGGAUACGCCGUCACAAGCCCGGCCAAAGCGAGCAUCGAUCAGCCUCCAAGAUGAAGCAGCUAAGCCAGCACUCAAACCAUCUCCUCAAGAAACCCAGUCCAAGAAAGCUGCUUCGCAGAAGACUGCUGAGCCCAAGCGGCAAGGGCCCACCGAACAGCCAAUACUGGCAAAAGCCCAAAAGACGUUGGCCUCUAAGCAAGAUCCCUCGCGAACCACCAAAGCCUCAUCCUCUACGGCUGCGGCCAUUGCGAAAGAACCCCGUCCCGCUUCCCCAGCACCAUCCCUCGACAAGAGGAAGGAAGACAACAAUCUACUCCUGCCGCUGCUUCACGACACCAUCACCCACGAAGAACAACCUUCCAUCCUCCAACAGCUCGCGCGUCUGCUCUACUACACCCGCGAACCCAACGCACACCAACACCUCUCUCUAAUUCGCGAUCCGCCUCGGAUAAAACACGCCCUGGCAAUCGGGGUGCACGGCUACUUCCCUGCGCCCAUGGUCCGAUCCAUUCUCGGCCAACCCACCGGCACGAGCAUAAAAUUUGCGGAAAAAGCCGCACAGAAUAUUCGUCGCUACACAGCCUCGCAGGGGUAUGAGUGUGAAGUCAAGACAGCGGCACUGGAAGGAGAAGGUCGCAUUGCCGAACGCGUCGAGCUGCUGUGGAAACUCCUCUUGAACUGGAUUGACGAGAUCAGACGCAGUGAUUUUAUCCUCAUCGCCGCUCACUCUCAGGGCGUCCCCGUGGCGAUCAUGCUCGUCGCAAAACUUAUCCACUUUGGCUGUCUUAGCCCGGCUGCCCGGAUCGGCGUAUGCGCCAUGGCAGGCGUCAACAUAGGCCCCUUCCAGGACUACAAGUCGCCCUGGAUCACCGGCUCCGCGGGGGAAUUGUUCGAAUUCACCAACCCGAACAGCAAAGUCUCGACGGACUACCUGGCCGCGAUAUCGGACUGUCUACAGCACGGCGUCAAGGUCACCUUCGUCGGCAGCAUCGACGACCAACUCGUGUCGAUGGAAUCAUCCGUCUUCGCGCCCCUGACGCAUCCGCACAUCUACCGCGCCGUCAGCAUCGACAGUCGCAUCCACGCGCCCAACUUCCUCUCCAACCUCGUGGGCUUCGUGCUCAAGCUCCGCAACGUCGGCGUCCCGGACCACGGCCUCAUCCGCGAACUCUCCACCCCGCUGGCCGGCUCGUUAUACACGGGCGAAGGGCACUCGCGUCUCUACGAGGACGACGCCGUCUACGCGCUCGCCAUCGCCUUCACCCUCGAAACCACAUCCCUUCCCAACACGCCGAUCACGUCGUCGAAACGCGCCCCGAUCUCUGUGCCCAGCGAUGGGAAAUCCACCCCCUCGGGCUCUCAGACCAGCAACCCGUAUAUCCUGCCGUUUGCCAUGCGCGGGAUCUUGGAAGAGGACAUCGUCAAGAAGGACCUGAGAGACGAGGCCAAGAGGCUCUUGGAGCAAUUUGACCAAUGGGAGCCCAAGACCAAGGUCCUGAAGGAUGUCAAGUUCCGACUCGAGGGAGUGAGGAGUCAAUUGCUGUGA
Molecule: messenger RNA, 2694 nt
Organism: Cladophialophora carrionii CBS 160.54
Lineage: Eukaryota; Fungi; Ascomycota; Eurotiomycetes; Chaetothyriales; Herpotrichiellaceae
Exons: 2
Coding region: 1-2694 (897 amino acids)
Source: RefSeq, a predicted model, not a curated record